CAUUUGUGACAAUUGGCAACGGAUAAUCUCAUAACAUAAAAUUGGGUUUUCGUUUGUUUAAAAAAAUUAUAUAUAAUUAAAUGUUCCGUAAAUAUUAUUACUAUUAACCACAAUAAAUGGCUCUUUUAAAACUUAUUGUAGUACAGCUACAGCAACUAUGGCACUCAGAAAUAUAGAUUUUGAAGCUUAUGGACGAGUUCAAGGAGUAUUUUUCCGGAAGUACAUAAAACAGCAAGCAGAUAAGCUACAACUUAAAGGUUGGUGCAGGAAUACCUCUCGUGGAACAGUAGAGGGUCAAAUGCAAGGGCCCUCUUAUAAUUUGGAAAAAAUGAGUAACUGCCUGGUAAAUCCGGCCAACCCAAGGGUUCUGAUCGAAAAGGUGGAAUUUAAAAACGACAAACACAUUACUGAAUAUACUUUCAGCAAUUUCGAUAUACGACGUGACGAUUAAAUCUUAAAUCGUUCUUUAUUUAGUUUAAAGCAAGUUUGUUACGGCUUUAAAAGUCCCCAUGUGCUAUUAUUUUUACCUUUUUCCGUACUUAUCCAGCUUAUCCAGUAUUCUUCUUUGA
Vanessa tameamea is the source of this 569-nucleotide messenger RNA. RefSeq names its product acylphosphatase-2-like. The transcript has 3 exons. Bases 158 to 451 code for a protein of 97 amino acids. Lineage: Eukaryota; Metazoa; Arthropoda; Insecta; Lepidoptera; Nymphalidae. Gene Ontology annotation, molecular function: acylphosphatase activity. The record is from RefSeq and is a predicted model, not a curated record.